Molecule: messenger RNA, 4572 nt
Organism: Centruroides sculpturatus (bark scorpion)
Lineage: Eukaryota; Metazoa; Arthropoda; Arachnida; Scorpiones; Buthidae
Product: KAT8 regulatory NSL complex subunit 1-like
Exons: 9
Coding region: 507-3752 (1081 amino acids)
Cellular component (GO): NSL complex
Molecular function (GO): histone acetyltransferase binding
Source: RefSeq, a predicted model, not a curated record
CAAAUGAGACUAAACGUAACAUUUUUGUUUUGGGGAGACGUAGAUCCGCCAUGAUGGUGGAGAAUAACGAAGUUGAGUUUCUUACGGCGUAUAAACGGUAAAUAUAUAGCAAAAUAACUUAUUAAAGUACGAUUAAUCGUUGGUUUUAGUAUCGGAUACUUGUAGAUCGCAUAUAUUUCGCAACGGAUAAAGAAAUGACCCGUCGACGACGAACGCCAAGUUGCUGCAAAACGACAAACGAACAGUCACGUGGUGUUGCAGAUUUAAUAGUAAAAUGCAUUUAAACGAUAAUUUUCCAUUAAAAUAUACGCUAAACAAAUAUAAAUCUGAAUAAUUUGGCAAAUUGUAAUAAGGAUUUGGCCAGAGCGGAAGUGAAUACGACAGACGACUAAAUCAAACCUGGUCACGUGGUCAUUCAUUGUUGAAACGCGCCAUUUCGAGGCGUUGUCUUGGAUUCAAAUAGUAAUAGAGAUUUUCGGCUGCGGAUUUCACUUUUUGUGAAAUGGAUGCUGUUGCGAGGUACUAUUAGGAUAUGUUGCUUAGUAGUUAUGGCACCCGCCCUUGUAAAGGCGGUUAAUAUCUUGGUUAAGUACUCGUUACAGAUUGAUUCAUUUAACAGCACGCAUUGUGUCAUUUACUGCCUCGUCAACGUGUGCCUCAUCGAUUUAAUUGGCUUCGCAGCCUUACCAGUUGAGUCCACUGGUCGUUAUAUUUUUUGUUUCUGGAUACUCUUUAGCCCGCAUCCAUCUAAAAUAGACACUUCGGAUGGGUGGAGAUCAAAAGACCGAAGCCAUCCGAAUGGAGUAGGUGAUUGCGCACCUAUUUUUUGUAAUCUUAUGAUGAAUAGAGAUAUUUCUCCUGUACGGGACAGUAUGGGUCUUCUCAGUGCAAAUACGUCUUUAGAUAGCGAUUUUAAAGUGCGUCCCAGUUUAGAACAUCAGUCUGCUUUUGGUACCGUCGAACGGGAGUUGCUGGUGAUGUCUCCGAGAGAAUUAGAAGACCCCUCCGAUCUUACCGUCUUUGGAACUGUUUCGAAUGAUGUGGACCGGCGACCUCCCACCCCGCCGGAGAGCAGACCCGGCUCCGUUCCGAUGGGCGGACUAAAUACUCCGGCGGCAGAACUUAAGAAGAUCGAAAGUCGGACCGCCGCUCUAAAGAGAAGGGCGGAAAAUCUGAUCAGAAGGUUACGCAGAUUGGAAGCGGAAAGUGUGGAGUUUCACGUGACCAGACAGCUGCGGGCUUUUGUGGAUCAUCAGCAAAAGAGCUUGGGAAUUUCGUGUCAGAAGAAAGCUUAUCAUCUAUCUAAUAGAGGAAUUAAGGAUUCUAAUAUUUUUAAAACAGAGUUUUUACAGAACGAAGAUGUGAGAAACCUGUCGACUGCCGCUUUAGUGAAAUUAGUGAGAAAGUUAGAAUCUCGUGAAACCACAAAGUUACUAUCGCUACACAAAGGAAUACUGCUAGACGUCGAGAAUCGUGUGAAUAACGAAAAAGUGAUUUUAAAAUUUAAUUCCGAAGUAUCCACAGAAAUGAAUAGAACGGCAGGGACUUUAAUAUCGAAUUUGAAACAUCUCGAAUUUUGUAUGGAUUCCGAUGUGACGGAAAGCAGUUCGGGAGGCGAAAGUUGCAGCGAAGACGAGGACGACGGAAGUGUCGGCAAGAAAAAUACUCCGCCAAGCAUUCACAAAAGAGCAGAGUGGAAGUGGGCAGUGAAUCGUACUGCUGUGGCAAGAAGAUGGAUCUGGUUACAGGCCCAGGUUUCUGAUUUGGAGUAUCGUAUCCGUCAACAGAAUGAAAUAUACUGUCAACUGAGAGCUUCUAAACACUGUGUGCUUCUAGAAGAUAAUGUUUCUUCAACUACUGAAAAUUUUAAUUCAUCCAAUCUUUCUUCUGAUGUAAAUAUCCAAUCUAUCAAGAAAAAAGGUGAUUUGUCUUAUCUAUCGGGAUCAUCUAGUAAGAAUAUAGGAAACAAUUUGCCAUUGGUUAAUAAACAUUUAAAAUCCGUAAAUGGAUUUUUUGAUUCAGGUACUAAUGGAUAUCAUUCAGUUUGUGGUGUACUUAGUGCAAAUUCAAACUCUGGUCAGGGUUCAGAACAGAGGGGAACACAAAGUGUGAAUAAUUCCUUAUCCCACAUAUACGAUUCUGUACAUAAUUCGUGUAGAACACGUCCCGUUAAAAGUUUCAAGAAAAGAAAAUUAUAUAGAACUGCUGGUCUUCAUUUGAUUAAUAAGAAGGUGUCAGGUCUUUCUACAGUGAAAUGUAAUUGUAACUGUCAAUGUGAAAUAUCAUCAUGUGCUAUGUGUGGUGGAAGAUACAAUAACCUACAAACAGUGGAUGAAGAUAAGCCAGUUUUUGAGAGGAUAGCUAUAUUAGAUCCAUCAUUUCAUCCUGUCUUGUCUUUUAAUCACGUGAUGACUGAUUCCAAAUGUGUGGAGUGCAGAACACACAAUGCCUUCUUUGUUGCAGAGUUGCCAUUUUUGUUCACACCACUUCUAGAAGUAGUAGACCAAAAAAAAGAAAUGUUUAAAUACAAGUGGAAAUCACAUUAUUCACUUCCUAAGUCACUCAAUUACCAAGCAAAAAAGCACUCUUUCAAAUUAGCAAGAAAUGCAGCACAAACACUUUUGUCUUCAGCAAAAUUUCGAAAAAAUUUCUGUGGGCGUAAACAUGGAACGUGUAAAAAACUGGUGGCAUCUAAGAAGAGAAGAGGGAAAAUUGGAAGAAGAAAACAACAUGAUUUUGAUUUAUUGUUACCUCAGAGAAAAAGAAAAUACAGAAGACGGAGCCUAUCUGUUGCAUCAAGUGGAAGUUCAAAACCCAGCUCACCUAUUCCUGGUUCAAGUUAUACAAAUGUUGAAGCUGCUGGAGGUAUUUAUUCUAAUGGAAGACCAUCAAUAUUACAAGACAUGUUACGAAGACGACGAGGCGAAAGUGCAUUUGACAUAGACAAUAUUGUUAUUCCAUACAGUAUUGCAUCUUCAACUAGAGUAGAAAAGCUACAGUAUAAAGAAAUAAUUACUCCAAAGUGGCGUUUGAUUGAUGAAACAGUUGCAGAUAUGGAAGAAAAUGGAGGAAAGAUAAAAUCUGAAGAGAUGGAAGACACGUCGGACGCGUCGUACGCCGAACGGCACCAAAUCUGCGAGAUAGAGGAAAAGAAGAAAUUCGCCACGUCCUACACCAAGAACAAAGGCAUGGGACGCAGUCGCUCUCGAUCCCGCGGGGACCGGGCGGACAGCAGCGGGGCCAACACUCCCGACCCCCUCUCGCCCCACCAGUUGGACAUUUUGGGUCAGGAUUCGAAUUCCGGACUUGCCAUCAAUGCCUCCUCUCCCAUAAACGUGCUGCCUUCGACUUCGAUCCCGCUGUUCUUCGAGGACAGUCAGUCGAGCGUCGGGACACCGUGCUUUCGGACGGAGAGGAAGAGAACGAUGUCGCUUUCCAAGAGGGAGAGGUCGGAGGAGAUGCAGUGGGAGGCGGACGAGAUGUACGAAGCGGCCGCGCCCUACGAACCCUACGUCUUUCCUUUGCCGGACGACCUUUACAACAAAAUGCUGGACAAUUCUCCCCACCUGACCGACCACGUGGUGGCACCCUCGGAAAGUUUCGCGCGGACGCCUGUCAGCCAACCCGCUUCGCCCCUCUCGUCUACGGACAGCGAAUCCCUACCCGAAGAGGACCCCAGCGAUCCCGAAUGGACGGUGAUUUCGGAAAGGGGGUCGCACCAGUCUCUGGUGUUAAAACUAGCCAAGAGAUAAGACGAUUCGGUCGUUCGUUCUAUUUUUUUUUCUUUUUUAACGUUUGGCGGCCGUCAACACCGCAUUUAACACCAGGGCCGGCAUCCAUUCGAUCGUUGCGUAACGACGCGUAUACUUCGAGCGUAGUCUGCGUCUGAGCAAUAUUGUUUGACUAAACUUGUCGGAACCUAUACACGCUGAUAUGUAGUACAGGCUGUCCUUCGGGGCAUAUGUUCUGUACUUAUAUAUAUAUAUAAUUAUGUACAUAUACUACACAAUAUACAUAGAGAGCAGAUUGUUUUUUUUUUUUUCUUUCUUUUUCGUACGGCUUGCUGCAUCGAGCGAGACGAAUCCGAGCCGAUGCAUUCGUCGAGUCCGUUUUUAGCUUUAAAUUUUCGUUUGGUUUCGUCGCAAUCGGAUUUUGUUACGUUCGAAGGCUUUGUCGUACGUAGUAUUUGGAGACAUCAUUCCAGUUCCGGUCGAUCUAGUUUAAUUUUUAAAGUUGUGUUUUUUUUUUUUUUCCUAUGCAGUCGUACGAGAAGGCAUAUUCUGGAAAAUUUCCGAAAAAACCGAAAUUCCGGUCUUGAAUGCCACCUUGCAGCGGAUCUCGAAGCGAGAACGGCGGCGGCGACGACUUGCCUUAGCGACGAAUUCUCGCAUUUUCCUUGGCGUGCGCGUACGCGUGGCGUCGCGUCGCGUCCCUUCCUCUCGGUUGACUUUCGAAGUGAUAAAAAGGCGAUGCAAAUUCAUUCUGUAAAUCUCAUCAUUUAUAACUGUCAUAAAUAUACAUAUAAAUAAAAAAAAUACUGUGUACAGAGUCUUUUUUGUAGAAGUGCUUAAA